AUGCGACCGACAUCCUUCGCCGAACUUCAAGGCAACGAGGAGUUAUUUGCGGAAGGCUCUGUCGUUCGGACACUUCUGGAGAAAGAUCCACCUCCCUCGUUUAUCCUUUGCGGCCCUUCUGGCUGUGGCAAAACCACUGUAGCAUAUAUAAUCUCAAAACAAACAACCUGCCCCUUUAAAUCACUCUCCUGCUGCACGAGCGACCUCAAAGAGGUCCGCUCCGUGUUAGACGAAUGUGACAAGGUGUUUUUCAGCACCAAAACCCCCACAAUUCUCUUUCUCGACGAAAUCCACCGGUUCAGCAAGAACCAGCAGGACGUUUUUCUACCGUACGUGGAGUCGGGCAAGCUCGUUCUGAUCGGCGCGACCACAGAGAACCCUUCCUUUUCCAUUAUUCCUGCGCUUCUCUCGCGUUGCCGCGUUUUUCCACUCCAGCUUCUGUCGAGCGAUGCUUUGCUCCACGUUUUGGAGCACGCUUUAGCCACAGAUUCCAUUCUUCGCGAGCUUCAAGUGUCUGUCGAUGACGCGUUGCUUCGCGAAAUUAGUCUUCGGAGCGACGGCGAUGCUCGUCGCGCGCUCAAUUCGUUGGAAUCCUGCGUUCUCUUCGCUUCCCACUCCCCCUCCAAACACGCUUCUCCUUCUCUGCUUCGCUCUGUUCUAUGCGAAGACAAACAACCAAUCCGUUACGACCGUCACGGCGAGGAGCAUUUCAACUGCAUCUCCGCCCUCCACAAAUCCAUGAGAGGCUCCGAUGUCCACGCUGCGCUCUACUGGCUUUCUCGCAUGCUGGAGGGCGGCGAGGAUCCGCUCUACGUCGCUCGUCGCCUCAUUCGCUUUGCUACGGAGGACGUGGGACUCGCCGAUCUGCAAGCGUUGUCGCUCGCUGUGCGAUGCUACCAGGAAUGCGAGUGGCUCGGAAGACCGCUCUGCUUCACGAUCCUCGCGCAGUGCGUGUCAUAUUUGGCGCUCACAGCGAAAUCGAACGAGCUAUAUCUAGCGUAUGGGAAGGCCGUUGAUGUGGUUCAUGACACUGGGAUGCUCCCCAUUCCGCAAAGUAUCCAGAAGUCGGAGAUGUUGAAAGAAGAAGAAAAAGAAGAAAAGAAGAAAAAUGCGGAGAAACAGGAAAUGGAAGAGAAGAAUGGGGAUGAGAAGAAGGAAGUGAAUUUGGGAGAAUCAAAAACGAGUGGGAAUGAAUUGUAUCGGUGGGGAGAAUCAAUGUUACCGCAAGAAUUGGAAGGAAGCGUGUUUAUGGAUGUGGAAAGAGCUUUGAGAGAUUUGAGAGAACCGAGUCUAAAGAAAGCGUACGAUACAGACAAGGGAAAAGAGAAAGGAAAGGAAGAAGAAGAACCUCUCGAGGAAGAUGCAAAUAAAGUGGAGCUGCCAUUAGAGAAACGAGCAAGGCUUGAGUUAAAAAAGAAUGACGAGUGA
Molecule: messenger RNA, 1428 nt
Organism: Blastocystis hominis
Lineage: Eukaryota; Bigyra; Opalinata; Blastocystidae
Exons: 6
Coding region: 1-1428 (475 amino acids)
Biological process (GO): DNA-templated DNA replication; regulation of DNA repair
Cellular component (GO): nucleus
Molecular function (GO): enzyme activator activity; DNA binding; ATP binding
Source: RefSeq, a predicted model, not a curated record